CUCAGGCAAAGGCGAGGCGAGUUGAGUUUGUUGGUGUCAAAUUUGAUAUAAUAAGCCGAUUACAAAGGUCCAGGAAUUAAUCCUCAAUUCAAGGACGCACAUACCGCAUCGCAUGGAUAAACUUGAUUGAUCACGGAAUGCUUAGAAUUACGAGGAAUAGCGGCCAAUCGUUUUGUUCCUUAUGCAUUCAGAAUCAAUACCUGCUUGGUAGAUAACACGGAUGUCAAUUUGAUUGUAGCAUAGUAUCGCAUUCCACACGGCCGGGGUAGGACGAAGCUCUAGCACUGAGACUACCAUACAGGACUUAUACAGAGCCAGCCCUGUGUCUCAUUGAACAGCUUAUAUAGACGGACAGCUACAUAUUCACUAGUGAGGAUAUACGAGAGACUCUCGAUGGCUAGUUCGCAGAAUAAUUCAUCCCCGAGUGGGGAGAAAGAAGACAUUGGUGGCUCAUCAAAGAAGCAAGGCACAAGUGACGCCGAAGAAGAGAAGAUCAACGAGAGGAAAAAGAGUGAAAAAUACCACAAAGUUUUCAAGAAAAGUAGUCCAAAUAGCAAGAUCACUGCUUACCUCGGCAAAAGAGAUUUUAUAGAUCACAUAAGUCAUACAGAUCCAGUCGAUGGUGUGGUGCUAUUGGACCCAGAGUAUCUCAAAGAUCGCAAAGUCUAUGCUCACAUUCUCGCAGCGUUCCGAUAUGGCAGGGAAGAUCUGGACGUACUCGGGCUCACAUUCCGAAAGGAUCUAUUUUUGGCAUCGAUGCAGGUCUAUCCAACGAAACCUGAACACCAGCGCCCUCUUACAAGAUUACAGGAACGACUUAUUAAGAAACUCGGAGAAAAUGCGUUCCCGUUUUUCUUUGAGCUGCCACCAAAUGCCCCAGCAUCUGUGACGUUACAACCAGCACCAGGAGACACAGGAAAGCCAUGUGGUGUGGACUAUGAGCUGAAGACGUUUGUAGGUGACAGCAUAGAUGAGAAACCCCACAAGAGGAAUUCCGUCCGCCUGGCCAUAAGGAAAUUGACGUAUGCCCCUGUUGAACCAGCCCCUCAGCCGAAUGCGGAAAAUACUAAGUCUUUCCUUGGUAGUUCAGGACAUUUGAAAUUGGAAGCUAGUCUCGAUAAGGAAAAAUAUUACCAUGGGGAAUCAAUAUCAGUCAAUGUUCUAGUUGAUAAUAACACCGGUAGGAGUGUGAAGAAAAUCAAGAUAUCCGUUUUGCAAAUAGCCGACAUCAUGCUCUUCAGCAAAGCUAACUACAAAUGCACCGUGGCGGAACUCGAGACUGAUAGGCAGAGUGAAAGAGAAGGUUUUCCGAUCGCGCCAAGUACGCAGGGUUUCUGUAAAGUGUAUUCCCUAACGCCUCUGCUGGCCAACAAUCGCGACAAACGUGGACUAGCCCUCGAUGGCAAACUCAAACACGAGGACACGAACUUGGCGUGUUCGACAAUAAUGUCAGAUCAGAACCAGAAGGAAAAUCUAGGUAUUGUGGUACAAUAUAAGGUCAAGGUCAGGCUAAUUCUUGGAUUAAUUCCUGGGGAAUUAUCCGUUGAACUUCCGUUCACAUUAACACACCCGAAGCCACUGGAGAGUCCCCCGCCCAGCCGACCUACAAGUGCUGUUGCAGCGGGAGAGGACCAGCCACCACUAGAUGCUAAUCUCAUACAGUUGGAUACUAAGGCCAAAAGGCUAGCGGCCCAAAAGGCUGGCAAGAGAACACUGCUGAGUGAUGCUUACUACCAUGAACGGGACGAUGACCUCAUCUUUGAAGAGUUUGCGCGACUUCGCAUCAAGGGGCACGAAGGCGAUGACACCGAGGCCUAGUCACUAUGGCAACCAGAUGUAUUUAUAGCUAUCCAAGAUGUCACAGGAAUUCACUCUGGGGUCAUGUGAUCUCAAACGAAAAAUCAUGUGAUAAAGAUGCGGCUAUUUCGACGCGACAUAGCGCCGAACUAAUCUAGUCUCAUAUUAUGCAUUUAUCUAUUGUGCUGGGUGCACCCUCUGUUGGUGGUGGUGUGAACUAAGUCCGGUGACGAUUAUUGGGUCUAUUCCGAUUGAUAAAUCAACUGAUGAUCAAAUCCACAAUAACUGAAGACAACAUGCACUUAAAAUGUUCAAUGAUAAUGACCUUGACCUCAGAGUGUGACCUUGACCUUCUAGGUGUGUCCUUGACCUUAAAGGUCUUCCUAUACAUCUCCUAUGUAUACUGCCAUGUAUUAUUCUAUAUAUACUUUAUGUACAAAGUCAGACCAUUCAGUAGUCUUAGGAUUGCUUCAAAAAAUGGAUCUGCAUCUAUUUGCAUUCAAAUUUGUGUUGUGCUGACAUUUGUUAAUGUUUUAUAGUACUUAAGAGAUAUCCACAGUGGAUAUGGAUUGUGUGAUUAUUUGAACACAUUUUAUGUUUGAACAGUUGACACUGGACGGAAUAUUGAAACUAAUCACAGAUUUGAAUCCACUAUAAAAGGACAUGAAUUAAUUUAAGAUGUUAUGAAGUGAAAGCUGGUCUAGUGACUUAUGAAAUAUGGGUCCCCUGAAUUAUGUUCUGGUGGAUGAACAAUGUUUGAAUUAAGCGUCGGCAGUUUGUUGCCUCGAUCAUUAAGAGGUGGGUCAAUUCUGUGUUGACUUAAAGAAACCAAUCAAGAAUUGCCUCCAGCUGUUCAUUUUAGUUUGCAUAGUACAUGUAGACGUCCUGCAAUGUACUGUUUUGUAAAAGCUAUCUUUGCUGAAAAUAUCUUUUUCACAAAUCAUGGUCAUACUAGACGGCUUGAAUUUAGUGGCAUUGACACUGGUAUUUAUAACUACUCUUAUAUAAACAAAGCAGUUCCCUAGAUACAUGUAUCUGUGAGCUAUUUCGACAAUGUGUUGUCAUGGUUACCUAUGUAAGUUGAUAGAUUUUGGCUGCGUAUCAAAUACCACAAAUUCAGCGGCAGUCUGUGAGGACUUCUCUGAUGGUGUUCAAGUCCAAGUGUUCAUCCUUUUCUCUCAUUGAAACUGAUAAAAAUAACUUCAUAUGCCUAGCCACUUUGUUUCAAUUCCUGAUUCAGAAUAUUGUUAUGGGAAAACUAGAUGAGGUAGGCUUGUGUCGACCAUGUUGAUGGGUGUAGGGUCGUCUAAACAUGUUAGAGUCUAAAUGUUGGUUCAUGUGAAGUUUGCUGGGAAACACUGUCCAUGAUGUAUAGAACUCUAGGUAAAUGUACAGAUUUUUUCGCAAACUUGAUAUGGAACGGACCAUAAAGUUAGUGAUAUUGAUGUUAUUGUAUCACCUUUGUAUAUUUAUAUCUGCAGCAUAGUUUCACCAUAUCUUAAGAUUUGUAAAAGUUUGCUUUUCUAUAUUGCGAUCUGGUCGGGUUGUGUGUUGCCCCAGGAUACAGUGUGACAUAUAAACAAAUUGUAUUUUAAUAAUAUAUUGUGGAUAUUGUGCUUAAAUUGAUGUUCUGUUUAGCACUUAAGGGCUCGAAGGUAUCCUGGGAAAAUGCAAAAUAUAUCUGUUUGCGAAUUGAUUCUCUGAAAUAUGUCCCCAUCACGAAAUUCUACAGACACUUGGAAUGAAGAAGUUAUGAUUACAACAGUUUUCUUAAAAAGUUUUCCCAGUUGGUUAUUUUUCCACGAUAUCUUUUGACCUGUAAGCUUCUAAAUGGAACCGUUGUGAAAAUCGCUCGCAAGAGUUGUACAUGUACAUCGUAGGUUUAGGUGAACAUGUGUUCUAAUCAUGUACUAAUGUGAUCCAACUAACAUAGGCCAAGCAAGGAUAAUUUUGUGCUACAAAUUACAAUGAAUGUUUUGCUAUCCGACGACUUAAUCAUUGCUGUCGAUGUUAUUUCGGUCUACUGUAAUUUGUUUUUAGUUUGUUUCAACAGCGCAUGAGCCCAUUGUCCAAACACUUGCUACUUUUUAGCUGCUCUCAGUUUCUGUGGGAAUUCCAAUCUACGAAUUGGCGUAAUUUGACUUUCAACAACAAUUCUCCAUUCAGCCUACUGUCAUUUUGUGCGAGGUGUUUUCCAGCCUAUGUGUCUCAAACUAUAGUACGGGCUUCAUUGAGUGUGGAGUGUUAUGCUCUGGGCUAUAAACUGUUCAAAUUUCAAGCUGAAGGGCGUCGUUUCCCUCUUAACCACUGUGAUCUUUCCCUUCCAAAUCCAUCAAAUCUCAUAGUUGUUGUCUGUCAUGGACAUUAUGGGCCACAAUUUUGUUGAAAAACCUGUGAACGCCAUUGUGUUUGGCGUUGGUGGUUAGAAUAUAUUGGGAUUGAUUCCAUGAUAUAAGGUAAACAGUACAAUUAUAGUCCAGUACACGAAAACAGCUGGCAGUAUGCAUUAACGCACGCAGAGGCUGUAAUGGUACCUGCUUACCUUACCUAAGCUUUUUGCUGAGAUUAGAAAGCUUCCUUAUCACUUUUGAAAUCUUCCCUUGGUUUUGAAGUUGUUGUUCUGUUGUAGUCAGGAACUACAUCGUGCUGACAGUAGGCCCUGUAGUAAGUUGCAUGUAGGAAUUUUACAUAAUAUAUGGAUUAUAAUAUUUUGAUGGUAGGAAAUCUGAAGCACUUUUAGUUUGUUCUUUUAUCCGAAUAUCAAUAUGUGUAUGCAAUAUUGGCAUCUAUGUUCUAAUGUUUGUUUAUUCCGAGAAAGUCUCAGACUAGGUACGGUAAAACCAGAUAGCUUUGCCAACCCAAAUAACAGGUCAGGGGUGUUAUCGAAAAUCAUUCAUUUUGAUGAAAGAUAUUUUAUCACAAUGGAAAUUCUUUUCAAUAGAACCUUUAAUCUGGCUUUUGGCAGAUAACUUAAGGAGUGGUGUACCUCCUGGUGGCGUCAUUAGCAUGUUUGUAAAGUAUGUAUUAUUUUCUGUAGUUCAAAGCCGAAAGUCUAUGAACUAUUCUUCGUUAUGCCAAGGAAACAUCUUCUUGUAAUUAGCUGCUUCUUUCAUGAAUUUGCUCGGGGAUAUAUUUGAAUAUUUUGUUGUUAAAACUUGUUGGUUUUUUUGUCGAUGUUAGUUUGGUAAAUUAUGUUGCAAUUUUGAGAAAUGUAGAAACUUUCUCAAAAAACAGGCUUUCAUAAAGAUAGGAAGUUGAGGACAGUGGUAGAACCGGAAAUAUGGGAAAGGGGCACAGCAGUCCCAACCAGACAGCACUGAAGCUAAAAGAUUCAAGAUACAAGCGCCAAAUAUGCAUUUUCUGGGCAUCUGAGGGUUUAGAUUCAAAGUAGUUAUUAGCUUCUGGGCAGAAGGGCUCUGAAAUAUUGUUUCUCAAAAAGGAGUGCGUCCGCCACUGGCACUGGAGGAACACGAAAAAGAAUGAAGCUGAAAAUUCUGGCAUUAUCUCACAACACUCCUUUAAAGGGGAACUAAAUGCAGGAGCCUGGGUAUGACAUUUUCAGAGUUCCAAGAUAUUCGGAUAGUUCCCGAUUGUUGAUAUCUAAACUGUACGUGGCAUCCUGACCAUUGUAAAGAUUCCCUUGUAAACUAUUGACUGUGUUGUUCUAUGGAGUUGGCAAUACUUGCUGUUAGUAGUCAUGAAAACUUCAACAAAUAAAGUUA
Molecule: messenger RNA, 5519 nt
Organism: Lineus longissimus
Lineage: Eukaryota; Metazoa; Nemertea; Pilidiophora; Heteronemertea; Lineidae
Product: beta-arrestin-1-like
Exons: 17
Coding region: 394-1818 (474 amino acids)
Biological process (GO): signal transduction; G protein-coupled receptor internalization
Cellular component (GO): cytoplasm
Molecular function (GO): G protein-coupled receptor binding
Source: RefSeq, a predicted model, not a curated record